This is a messenger RNA of Trematomus bernacchii (emerald rockcod), 6016 nucleotides long. It is a transcript of the gene zeb1b, whose product is annotated as zinc finger E-box binding homeobox 1b. Gene Ontology annotation, biological process: regulation of transcription by RNA polymerase II; anatomical structure development. NCBI's taxonomy places the organism in Eukaryota, Metazoa, Chordata, Actinopteri, Perciformes, Nototheniidae. Bases 74 to 3307 code for a protein of 1077 amino acids. Gene Ontology annotation, molecular function: RNA polymerase II cis-regulatory region sequence-specific DNA binding; DNA-binding transcription factor activity, RNA polymerase II-specific. The record is from RefSeq and is a predicted model, not a curated record. The transcript has 8 exons.
GAGAAGGAGGAGGGGGAGAGGGGGUGAGAGAGGAGGUGACUCUCCGGCAGCAUUUAGACACAACGAAAGGAUCAUGGCGGAUGGCCCCAGGUGUAAGCGCAGAAAGCAGGCGAACCCGAGGAGGAACAACGUGACCAACUACAGUGAUGUGGUGGAAGCCGGCUCAGAAUCAGAUGAUGAAGACAAGCUGCACAUUGUGGAGGAGGAAGGCAGCCUGGCGGACGGGGCCGACUGCGACAGCACCCUGCCAGAAGAGGAGCACCCCAGGGAGCGCUGCUGGGACGGAGUGAAGGAGGAUUGUGUGUCGGACGCUGAGGAUGAUGGGAGCACGGACGCACUAAUGGAGGAGAUGCUCCAGCAAGGAGACACGGCCGUCAUUUACCCAGAGGCCCCAGAGGACGAGCCUCAACGCCAGGGCACCCCUGACGCCAGCGUCCACGAUGAAAAUGGAACUCCUGAUUCCUUCUCUCAGCUGCUCACCUGCCCAUACUGCGCGCGUGGCUACAAGCGUUACAGCUCCCUGAAGGAGCACAUCAAGUACCGGCACGAGAAGACCGAAGAGAGCUUCAACUGCCCCGAGUGCAGCUACAGCUUCGCAUACCGCGCUCAGCUGGAGAGGCAUAUGACGGUCCACAAGGGCGGACGGGAUCAGAGACACAUCACACAGUCGGGAGGCAAUCGUAAAUUCAAGUGCACUGAAUGUGGCAAAGCAUUUAAAUACAAGCACCACCUGAAGGAGCACCUACGCAUCCACAGCGGAGAGAAACCGUAUGAGUGCUCCAACUGCAAGAAGCGCUUCUCUCACUCAGGCUCAUACAGCUCCCACAUCAGCAGUAAGAAGUGCAUCAGCGUCAUCUCAGUUAACGGCAGAGCGCGCUUGGGGAACGCCAAAACCCAGACCCAGGCUCCAUCUCCAGGGCUGCCCACGUCACCAUCAGCCCUCCGCACCCAGAUGCAGAAGAUGGAGCACAGCAAGCCACUGCAGGAGCAGCUGCCACUCAAUCAGAUCAAGACUGAGCCUGUGGACUAUGAGUACAAGCCCACAUUGAUGACAUCCGCAGCAAUGGCCGCUAUGAACGGUGGGGUUUUCAACGGAGGUACUGCAUCUUCUCUGCAGGGCACGGUGCAGGCUGUGGUCCUUCCCACUAUGGGGCUGAUGUCACCCAUCAGUAUCAACCUGGCCGACCUGCAGAAUGCUCUCAAGGUGGCGGUGGACGGAAAUGUCAUUCGCCAGGUUCUGGAAAGCAAUGCCAAAGGUCAGCUGCAAAUGCACUCGGGACUAACCACUGGAAUGCUCCAUCCCACACAGCAGCAACUCAUCUCAGCCAUCAGUCUGCCUAUUGUGGGUCAGGACGGAAACACAAAAAUCAUUAUAAACUACAGUUUGGACCCCAACCAGGGCCAGCUCACAGCCCAUAACAUGAAGAAAGAGCCAGAGGCAACCUCACUAGGCCAGAAACUCCCAGAGGAUCUAACCAUCAAAGGCUCCCGGCUCAAUGAGACUAAAGAAAAAGAGGAAAAGACCACUAAAACCUGCCUCCUGUGUGAUAACUGUCCCGGUGGGCUGGAAUCACUCCAUGCCCUCAAGCACUGCAAGGAUGGCCUCAGGCUGAACGGUCUAGAUAAGUCUGAGUCUGCUGUGGCUGCCUUGCUGUCAGAGGGCGGGCUCUGUAACCAGCCCAAGAACCUCUUGUCCCUGCUCAAGGCUGUGGCCUUAAAAGCAGAGCCCACCAAGGAUGAGCUGGCCAAGAUCUCUGACUCAGUCAGCCUGCCAGCGCAUGUGGUAAAGAAGUGGUUUGACAAAAUGCAAGAGGGUCAGAUAUCACUGGGUGCUCCAACACCUCCCUCAGAGGAAGAAGACACCUGUGAAGCUAACAGUGUGGUGUCUCUGGUCCAAGGGAAGGACACGUGCCCCUCUGUGACCCAGGACAGCCCUACAGAAGCCACUCCAGCGGAGUUCAACGGCGCCCACAGCUCGCCGGCCUCUCCCUCACCACUAAACCUGACAGCUGGCGGUCCCGUCCCAUCCCAGCCUUCCCAGAGCACUGAGGGACCCCUAGACCUGUCACUGCCAAAGCCCGCCGGAGGGGGAGCAGAGAGAGCAGUGGGUAAAGCCUGCGUUAACGCCUCUCCUUCCCUCCGCUCUACCCAUGUGGAUGAACCCCUAAACUUAACUUGCACAAAGAAGGAGGCAUCGCCACUCUUAGCCAUGGGCGCCAGCCACAUCGCACUGUACGCCAGCCAGCAAAGUGCCAAACCCCUCAACAUUGUUACCACAAUGCAAUGCCUAAGGGCACUUUCCACUAACAACAAACAGACUAUCCUGAUCCCCCAGCUGGCUUACACCUAUACCACUACAGCAAACAGCCCUGCUGGGACCCAGACCCAGGAAACCCUCCACCUCAACGGAAUAAAGGAGGAGAAGAUGGACCCAGGCUCAGAUGGUAUGUCCACCGUGGAGGAGCAGAACGACUCCGACUCGGGCCCACAGAGGAAGAAGAUGAAGAAGACGGAGAGCGGCAUGUACGCCUGUGACCUGUGCGACAAGAUCUUCCAGAAGAGCAGCUCGCUGCUGAGACACAAAUACGAACACACAGGGAAACGACCUCACGAGUGCGGCAUCUGCAGCAAGGCCUUCAAACACAAACACCACUUGAUCGAACACAUGCGGCUCCACUCAGGGGAGAAACCCUACCAGUGCGACAAGUGCGGCAAGCGCUUCUCCCACUCGGGAUCCUACUCCCAGCACAUGAACCACCGCUACUCCUACUGCAAGAAGGAGACGCCGGGUCAGGGCGAGGGCCACGAAAGCCCCGAGAACGAGGCGGAGGCCAGAGCUGAGAUGGAGGCGCUGAGCCGGCUGCAGCAGCUCCUCGCCCCCUCGCAGCUAGACUUGGACGAGCGAGGGAGCAGCACCAGAGACGAAGAGGAGAGCGAGGAGGAGGACGGUGCGGUGGACAUGGACGACAUCCAGGUGGUGGAGAUAGGGGACGAAGGAGGGGAUGAGGAUGAGGAAGAGAGGAAUGAGGAGAGAGUAUUAGUGGAGGGAGGAGGAGAUGAGGAGAAGACAGAGAUGGAGGUGGCAGAGGAAGAAGAGGAGGAAGACACAAGGCAGGCGGAGGUGCUCGGGAGCAUUCAGGAAGAGGAGGAAGUCGAGAUGCAGGAAGAGGAGGCGAUGGAUACGGAAGAAGGGGUGACGGAAGAGGGGAAAGAAGAGGAGCAGGUCACGGAGGAGAGUGGAGGAGAAAAAGACAGUGAGACGGUUUCUGAGGAGCAGAAGGAGACGCCGGAGGAGGAAGGAGACUAAAAGAGGAGUCAGGCUCCUCAAUGGGACACAAUCAGAUUCCUCCUCGUGUGCAGAGGAAGAACGCAGGAGAUGAUGUCUGGUCACUCUGACAGUCCGUUUCAGUUCACUACUGUGUAGAAAAUCCAGGUGUGCCUGAAAAAAAUACUAGUGACUUUUCCGCAGGAGAGCGAUUUCUUCCUGUAAGAAAAAUCAAUUUGUAAAGAAAAAGAUGAAGACGAACACAAAUUUUAACAAACGAAGGAAAUGCAUUAUACAGACUUUGGAAGCUAGAGCCGACAUGUUUUAGAUAAUGUUUUAUUACUAAAACACCUUGGGUCAUUUCUUUUUAUCAGUGUUACUAAUUUUAUCACUCAUAUUUUAACCUUUAAAAGCUGUACAGUUGGGAGAUAUUUCUAUACCUUUUUAUUGCCAAUGAACAAAAAAAAAGUCAGUAUUUUAUUAAGUUGGAAGGAAAAUAAGAAAAAUCCUGUGCACUACAAGUGGCUUGGUUUACCUAUGGAUUAAGCAGUUGUGUUGUCAGCCCUUCAGUAUUACCGCACUAGAUAUACCACGCCAUCAUGCUAGCAGAAGUUAGCAUUUUGUUUCUUUUUUAUGUUCUUUUAAUUGGAUUGUGAGCCUUAAGAAGAAAAAGUGGAGGGAGGGGUCCUUUUCAGUCAUGUACUUCCAUUUAGACUGUAGACUCAUCGUUUCAUUUUACAAAUCAGUGUUUUUUAAAGGUAAUAGUUUGACAUUCGGGAUAAUAAAGGUAUUUUCUUGACUUUGUUGAGAGUUAGAUGAGAAGAUAAUGACCACAUUCUGAUAACUAUACGGCUACAGCCAGGUGCCGCUUAGCUUAGCUUAGCAUGAGGAACUGAACAAGGGGGAAACAAAGAAUAGUGCUUUGAAGCAUAUUUGACAUAGUGGCCAAACUGUGGAACUACAACAUGUCUCCAUAGGCUUACACAGGGAAAGAGACCUUUGUAAUCUUUUCCUAAAAGUUGUAAAAUCCACUAAUAGCCAAAUGCAGAGUUACUUUCUGUGAUUGAGCCCAAGACAAACUAUGGGAGGUUGGUUUUAACAAAGCGCUAGUGCACUUUUUACUAAAGGCUCCAUAGAUGUGGAAGAGCCGGGUAAUAUUAUACUUCAAAGUCACUUUUUAUGGGCUUUAUUCACUACUAAGCUUCUUUCAAAUGAAUGGACAGGAGCCCGCUUCCAAUGCUGUAUCCAGAUGUCCUUGUACAUCCAAAACAACAAGCUAAAGCUAAAUCUAACAUGGCUAAAGCUAGCAGUUACUUCCUAUGUAUCCACUGCUUCCCACUCCAGUCCAGCAAGUGGCAGUAAUGCAUGCUGGACUAUUUGUGACUUCCAGACAAAGCAUGGCAAGCUAUUUUCACCUAUCUUGAGUAUUUGCGCUAAAUAAAGCUAAUCAUGUCCUGGCAAUAGCUUCACAUACAGUGGUACUGAUCUACUCAUCUAAUUCUCCUGUAGGAAGCACAUAAGCAUAUUUUCUUAAAAUGUCAAACUAUUGCUUUAAAUGUUUAGAGCGAGCAAAAAAGGGUUGAAGAAAAUGUUCUGACCCUCCCUAUGCCUACCCCAUACUCCGAGCCAUAUGCAAAUAAUCAAACUAAAACAAGACAAACAUGCAUAUCAAAAGUGCCAUUGAAUAUUGCUGUUGAAGCUUAGAAGCUAUGAUCAAGUAUUCCUAGAUCAACCAAUAAAGCCACCUAACCUGUGAGAGUAGAGUUUAGCCAACAGAUUUGAGAGAAGUUGCUUUAAUUUCUAAUCUGAGCAGCUAAAAGAAUUACAAUGCACAUUUGUUCAAAUGGAUGAUUAUGAAGUAUUAUUUCUAAUUAUUAACCGUGUCCUGCCUUUUCAAAGCUUAUUCAGUGCACUUGUUUAACACACCAUGAAAUGCUCAGAUGUCUCUUCAGGUAACAAAAUGUAGGCAAAUCCCAGGAGUUCAAUUCAACAACCUUUUUACCUGUCAGUAUUAUUUUUUGUCUCUUAAAUGUUUUAUGUUCCGUUUCGUUGUGUGUGUACUGUAUGUUUUCAGCAAUGGCAGUAUUAUCCCCACCCAAAGGAGAUGGGUAUGUCUGUUUAGUCAUAGAGAACUUUUAUAUUUAUGUGUCUUAUUUUUUAUAUUUCUUUAUGGUUAUUUAUUACACUAUGUAGUGUACAAUACUGUAGUUUGUAUUAAUACGAUAAUAUAUUUUAGUAUGGACAAAAAAAGAUUCAAAGGCAAAUAACUAAAAGCCUAGACAAAUGAGACUCCAGCAUACUGAAGUAUGUUUUUCGAACGAAUAAAAUGAAGUUUUCCCUUGGGAAAAAAAUUGCACCCUGCAAGCCUGAAAAUUUGAACCUGUGACCUCUGUGCAUCCAUUGUCAUGUUAAUUUUCUUCCCCCCUCUCUAAUAUGAAGCUACUGAACUUUUGAAAACUAAUCGUAUGUCUAAUAGCAUGAGUGUGGGCUGUUUUAUUGAAGGAAUAUCCUUAACGACACAAACUGUCCUUUUUGCCAAGCCAAAAUAAUAUUGACGUUUGUUCUUAUGUUUUUAUUUGUGCCAAUUUGUUACUUUAUAUGUCAGUGUCAAGACCACGCCCACUUUUAUAUGCCCUUCCCCUUUUAACACCCUCAUCUUUUUUUAUAGUGAUUGUUUUUUGUUUGUUUUCCUUUUUUUUGUUCAUUUUUUAUGACUCCCCAUCUCACAAUAAAAUACAUCAAUUACAAGCU